CUCCUCUCGACAUCAGGUGACAAUGAGGCAUUCAGAGAUCGCAAUCGAUUCAAGCACUCCCCACUGAACAUUCAAGCAGUCCGCACUCCGCAAUCGAUUCACAUCUCUGUCAACCAGAUGGAGACUGGUAAUUGCACGUACGAUGUAACAGCCGAUUAUGUCGUGGAGAGUUGGGGGUCGAUGCACCCCUGGCACAACCAAGCCUACAUUAGGCAUUUUAAGGACCGUGAGUUAUUUUGCCGUGCUUGGUACUCAUCCACUGUGUACACCCAUCCAAGUUUGCUUCGGAGCUUUUGUGGACACGUGUCAUCUAGUGGUCGUUUCUCAAUCGUAUAUGAACGAUAUACUGAAGAUUUCAGGCGGUAUGUACGGGAGGGGAUUGGAAGGGGGGAAUGGUUGAAAAAGAGUACUCAUUAUGGACUAACUCACCUAAUGGUCCACGAUGAUGUUAAAGGAUUGUUACGUAAUUUGAUGGGUUUGCUCAAGUACUUCCACUCCAAAAAAAGAGCCCUUAAUGGAUUUUCACUUGACAAUAUCGUGAUGUGUGGUGAUAUGCCAAAACUUGUGGGUAUUAUUGUGUACCCCUCUAAUGAUGAUCGGGUUGAAGCUGAUUUCAAGGCGAUUGAUGCUAUCAUUGACUAUAUUUAUCAAUACAAGUAUAUUCCAAUCGAGCUUCGGAUGCUGAGGGACCAACUUGGCAAUUUCAGGGGCAAUGAGGAUAACAUCUACGAUCAUCCCAGCUUAUGGGGAUUGGGUAGGAGACUUGUCUUCUUAAGAAACAUUUGGGAUUGGAGUUCGUUUGUCGGUGCUUUGUACCAAACCUACAUAGAGGCUUUUGAUGGUUUAGAAUUGGAUUGGUUUGGUCCGAAUUCAGGCUAUACUUGGCAACAUAGGGUUCCAGAAGAUUCUCCGAUUCAACAGUGUAUUGAUUGGAAGGACGAUGGUGAAUAUUCUGAAAGCAUUCAUUGCUUGGCUCGAUUGCUUCGUAAUGCUGUUGGACACAUUGGUGUAUAUUCUGACGAGGGAAGUGAGUUCACUCAGGAGAAACUUGAUGAUAUGAUAUCGAUUGUGUUCCCUGGAUUCCUAGUGGAGAUCGAGACGAGGUUGUUCGGCGUAUUUGGAACCACAUUUUUUACUUUAUGAAUGAAACUUCUACUGGUUAUGUUGGCAAACUUGUUCUGUUGUUAUUCUGUUUGUUUGAACAGUUGUGCUGAAACUUCUACUUGUUAUAUUGGCAAAUUUGUUCUAUAAUUCUGUUUGUUUUAACGGUUGUGUGGAAACUUCUACUUGUUAUGUUGGCAAACUUGAUCUGUAAUUCUGUUGUUUGUUUGAAAGGUUGUGCUUGAAACUCUUUGUUACC
Molecule: messenger RNA, 1360 nt
Organism: Rhododendron vialii
Lineage: Eukaryota; Viridiplantae; Streptophyta; Magnoliopsida; Ericales; Ericaceae
Exons: 7
Coding region: 118-1143 (341 amino acids)
Source: RefSeq, a predicted model, not a curated record